Periconia digitata is the source of this 1140-nucleotide messenger RNA. Lineage: Eukaryota; Fungi; Ascomycota; Dothideomycetes; Pleosporales; Periconiaceae. The record is from the annotation of a GenBank genome assembly.
AUGGCUGCAGAGCUGCUGAAUAGCUUAUUGGCAUUCCAGCCUGAUGCGCCUGAGGUCAAAGACAGGCGCGAGUAUGACAGGCAUGCUCGUGAAUUCAUCGACACCCUCCACAAGUGCUCACAGUCCCUCUUUCUCAAGGGCGCAGACACCCCGCAAGACGUGCUGAACGUACUGGAUCCGGCCGUCAACUCGAUAGCGUAUGCCUUCACCCUUCGGAACCGCAUCCAGCACGCAAUUGAUAAAAACAAUACACAAACAUUGAAGCCUGGUAAUGCGUUGUGGAAUAAACUGGUGCAAUUUCUGGAGUCAUUCGAUCCCAUACAGAUGCGCUAUGCUGGUGUCGAGUAUAAGAAAUUGGUGGAAUACGUGGAACUGAUUGCGCGGGGUGUAAACACACCUGCGAUAGCAGUGUCACCCAUACGCUCCGCUAUGUUGCGCCUCGAUCCAACUACCGGAUGCUUUACCACUACACAUUUGAAUUUUAUAAGGCUAUGUUUAGAGGGCCGAGCAUACGCUGCUGCGCUACCCAUCCUUGACAAUUACAUUCACAGCUUCCCAACCAAUAUCCAAAAUUCCAUACGGGAGAGCUCGGAAUACGUUGUGCCAUGUGCAGAUUCAGUCACGAGCGGGGAAUUCAUCCACACUAAAUCCGGGCACUCGGAUAAGGUCACCUUGGCUGAGAUUCAAGAGUACUAUGUCCUGGGUGCCAUAGCCUACAUAGGAGCGCGACAGUUCAAAAAUGCACACCAGAUUCUUGAACACGUACUCGUGAUUCCUGCGGCGGGCGUAGCAAACGGAUUGAUGCUAGAGGCAUAUAAGAAAUGGGUGCUCGUGGACUGCCUGGUCAACCACACAUCGGUAGGUAAUUCUUCGAGGUUUAUCGUGCGAAGAAACUACUGGUUAUUGUCCAGCAUCUUUACUUUUGCGAGCGUGGCUUCCAGGCAAGUACCACGCACGGCGAAUCCCAGCUCAAUCAAGCAAAUUCGCGCAGCAGCUAAAGCAUAUGACGCACUGGCCGAUGCUUCUUCAGACUUCAACAAUCUUCCUAAACUGAAGUCUCAAGUGGCCGCGGGUCGAGAUAUUUGGGCUGAAGUGAGUGAUUUGUGUCUUUUUGGGAGCAGGUCUGAAUUGGCUUUGUGA